GUCCAGUUUGCUAUAUCAAUUGCGACAGUUUGGUCUGCUGGGUAUUUUAAAUUUGACACUUCAAAAGUAACUGUGUUCACUAUUUGCUGGUAGAUUUUUACUCUACUAAAGCACUAUAAUUUAAAAGCCUCUGGUUUCGCUCGGCUACAAAACACGCUGGCAUUUCGUAGUCGAUAAUUAUUGCCGUCUUUACUUUCAUAAGCUUUCAAAAAUAAUCCAAGAUAUGUAUGUACAUACAUAUGACAUACAUACAUACAUAUGUGCAUGCACAUUAAAGAGAUUAACAUACUUUUAUAAAAGCAUGUAAGCACCCGAAUAUUAUCAUAUAACAUAUCAUUCGUGUUUGAUUACUGACUGAAAGACUUUCUCAUAAAAAAUAAAUAAAAUGUUGGUUUCGAGAUUAUUCAUUAUUUUUUUGAUUGGCUUUGCUAAUGUUAACAUCCAAGCAAUAAAACGCAAAGAUUUUGAUUAUUCUGAGCUGUUGCAAAUGCUUUCGCUUUUGGAGGAUCAAUCAACACCUAGAAUUGUAAACAACCAAAACCAGAAGAACACGGCGAAAAACAGUUCACCGGUGGAACUUGGUAACUUAUUCCAAGCAGUGCAGGACAAAAAGGUGGAUGCUGUUACCUUUAAUAGGAUGUAUGGUGCAUUAAGGCAGCCCUUCCCGGUAUCGUACACGCAAACUGAAUCCAACAUUCAUCCACAGCUAAAAGAACCUAGUUUAUGUGUACCAGCAAUAUAUAACACGGCGAUGCGUUUUAACCCAGCUGAGCAUAGUCUAACUAAUAUAAAUAAGAUAAUUGCAAUCCAAAAGCUUGUACCGACUCCAGAAUCAACAUAUAGCAAUAUCCAAAAUGUGCAUGUUCAUCAUCAUUAUUUAAAUCUUAACAACAAUGAGAAUACCAUUGUAAAGCAGCAUAUGCAAUCCGGAGUGUUCCCAGAAAGUUCAAAGUAUCAAUCUGCCACAUUUAGGCCAAUCAUUAUGGCCCAUGACGUUUCUAGGCUCAACAACGAUUUGAAAUCAAAUCCAACAUAUAAUCAGGCUGAUAUAAUGAAGAGUUCAGAAUCAUUUCAAGAAAGCCCAAUUUGGCAAGAGCAUCGCAAAUCGUCUGCAAGCAGUGAAUAUACUUCAGAUGAGGCUAUGGAAAUCAAAACACAAGCUUCAACUAAAAAGAAUAACAAAGCUACAUCAUUGCAGCAGACCGAUGAAAAAGAAAUAAAUAUGUUAAACGCCAGUAAAAGUAACUUUUUGGAGAAUUCUACAUCCACUGUAACUCCUUUACAUAACGAAUAUACUGCAUAUGACGUACCAUUAAAUUAAGAACUUGUCAUGCUUAAAAUUUGUUAAUAAGGAAAACUAUAUUAAAUUUAAGCUGGCCUGUUUAGGGUCCAGCAGUGACAAGGUUUAAACAUACAAAAAACUAUUGACCACUGAUAAUAUAUAAAAUAAUUCCUAUAAUUCGCAGUCACAUUCAGGUCUUGUUCUUCUUUACUCGCUUUCAACUUGCAAGCAGCCUUGAGAUUUCUCAAAGUAAGGUCUUUUAACUAUUGAUCAGUGGUGUUAUCAACUACCACUUACCUUCUUAUAUAAAAUGUUUGAUUUUUUCUAUUAAUAAGGGUAUCAAUGCAUCGACGCGCCAAAUAGUUGUUGGUAUGUGUGUCUGCCAAGGCAAGGAAGAAUAUGUACUUAAGAAGGUUACUAUAUUCUGUUGCGCAUGUGACGUUACAGUCCAAGGAUUUUUUUUGUCAUUUCAAAUUAUUACCUAUGCCAAUAAAUUAUGUAUUAUAAAAGA
Molecule: messenger RNA, 1793 nt
Organism: Drosophila virilis
Lineage: Eukaryota; Metazoa; Arthropoda; Insecta; Diptera; Drosophilidae
Source: RefSeq, a predicted model, not a curated record